AUGAAGUUCACGCUAUCCUUGAUUGUUCUCUGCCUGGCUGUUGCCGGAGCUUUUGCCGGCUACGGCUACGGCCUCGGCUACGGAGGCUAUGGAGGCUACGGUGGAUACGGCGGCUACGGCCUGUACGGAGGCUAUGGAGGCUACGGCCUCGGUGGAUACGGUGGAUACGGCGGCUACGGCCUCGGCGGAUACGGAGGAUAUGGAGGCUAUGGUCUUGGCGGAUACGGCGGAUAUGGAGGCUACGGAGGCUACGGAUACUUCGGCUGA
Molecule: messenger RNA, 267 nt
Organism: Ixodes scapularis (black-legged tick)
Lineage: Eukaryota; Metazoa; Arthropoda; Arachnida; Ixodida; Ixodidae
Product: glycine-rich protein
Exons: 2
Coding region: 1-267 (88 amino acids)
Source: RefSeq, a predicted model, not a curated record